AUGUUCCUUUUCUUGGGAGCCUAUGCACAAGAUCUGCUAGAUUUCUCACUAGCAGGAGGAACAAUCCUAAAGUGGUGGAACAAUAAAAGAAUAUGGAUGAUAAGAGCAAUCUCACCUUACCUAUUGGGAUCCAUAGAUUACUUUCUUAAAUCAAUUGGCAUCUCUACAUUUGGAAUCAAUGUGACCAGCAAUGUGAUCCACGAAGAACAAAGUAAGCGAUAUGAGCAAGGUAUUUUCGAGUUCGGAGUUGCAUCACCAUUGUUUGUACCACCAACAACAGCUGCCAUGAUCAACUUGAUCUCAUUUCUAAAGGGAAAAGCAGGAUUUUUCAAAGAUGGAAACUUAGGGGAAGUAUUUAUGCAGUUGUUCAUAUCUAGUUUUGUGGUGGUAAAUUGCUGGCCAAUUUAUGAAGCUAUAGCUUUGAGAAAGGAUGGAGGAAAGAUGCCUGCAAAGACUAUAGUGACGUCUGCCUUACUAGCAUGGAUUCUUUACUCAAUGGCAUCUCUUAUAUUAAAACCUUGA
Messenger RNA from Telopea speciosissima, 522 nucleotides. RefSeq names its product cellulose synthase-like protein G3. Gene Ontology annotation, molecular function: mannan synthase activity; cellulose synthase (UDP-forming) activity. Gene Ontology annotation, cellular component: trans-Golgi network; plasma membrane. Lineage: Eukaryota; Viridiplantae; Streptophyta; Magnoliopsida; Proteales; Proteaceae. Gene Ontology annotation, biological process: cellulose biosynthetic process; plant-type primary cell wall biogenesis. The transcript has a single exon. The record is from RefSeq and is a predicted model, not a curated record. The coding region runs from base 1 to 522 and encodes 173 amino acids.